AUAUGUAUGCUAUGUAUUUUUUUUUUUUAAAAAAUGUAUGCCUAUGUAUUUUUCUUAAUUUCAUUAUGGUUAUAGAAUUUCUCCUUUGUUUAUCUGCAGCCUAUGGCUAAAUGAUUCGUUUUGGGCACUCAUUAUCUGCUAUAUAUACCUAUAUAUUUAAUUUCCUUGCCGUUGAAUAACCGUUCUGUUUCUUGUUUAUGAAUUGUAUUCUAAACAAUGACAAGUAAUUAAAACAAAACUCUCAUAGAUGCUCGUAUGCAAACUAGCAGCCAGGUCUUGCGGUGUGUUGCCAGAUUGUGUGGGAUUCUGCUCUAGUCAUACUGCGCAUGCGCAUGGGAAGCCUAGGGUAGGCCCUGCUGUUUUUCUAACUCUAGUUCAAUCCUACACUGCCGUCUCAACCAAAACAAGGCGCAAGAAAAUCCCCCGCCUGGACGGCAAAUAACCGAGGGUUUCCAUUGUCAUUGGAUUUGAGUUAUUUUGUUUGGACUUAAAGUGCUCAAUGACAAUCUACAAGAACCCUUCUGCAACUUUUCCAACCUAAAGAAGAUUUAAGAGCAGAUUUAUAGGGGUUCAGGAGCGUUGCUGCUAUUACAGAAAUAAUGAUAUGAGAGGGGGUUAGUGCUAACAUGUGGUGCCUCCAGUCUUGCACCCGACUGAAAGCACAUACACCCCACAGGGACCCACAGCAGGCUGUUCUACCUUGACCUCAGAAUCCUCCGAUUGACCCUGCACACAAAAACAUUCAUAUUUACACGCACCUUCUGUCUUGCCCACCGAUUGUCCUCAUCCUACAUCCUGUGGCAAGCUUUUCUCUUCCUUCCUUAGAGCAAGCAGGGCUGGAGGCUAAUGUACAAAUGUCUACCUCACGCUUAAAGAUCCUCUCUCUACAACUGCGACCCUGAACACACUACAAAAAUGACCUCCAGCAUAGACCGGGAUGACAGCAGUAUCUUUGAUGGGUUGAUGGAAGAAGAUGAGAAGGACAAAGCAAAAAGAGUAUCUAGGAACAAGUCGGAGAAGAAGAGGCGAGACCAGUUCAAUGUGCUCAUCAAGGAACUGGGCACCAUGUUGCCGGGCAACACCCGCAAGAUGGACAAGUCAACCAUCCUACAGAAGAGCAUCGACUUCCUGCGCAAGCACAAAGAAAUUGCUGCGCAGUCUGAGUCAAGUGAAAUCCGUCAGGACUGGAAGCCGCCAUUCCUUAGCAAUGAGGAGUUCACACAGCUGAUGCUGGAGGCACUUGAUGGCUUCUUUCUGGCCAUCAUGACGGACGGCAACAUAAUCUAUGUCUCAGAAAGUGUUACGUCUUUAUUAGAACAUCUACCUUCUGAUCUUGUGGAUCAGAAUCUGUUGAAUUUCCUUCCACGGGGUGAGCAUUCGGAGGUGUAUAAAGCCCUGUCCACACACAUGCUGGAAGGAGAGACCCUCACCCCAGACUACCUAAAGACAAAGAACCAGUUAGAGUUCUGUUGCCACAUGCUCCGGGGCACGAUCGACCCGAAAGAGCCGCCCGUUUAUGAGUAUGUCAAGUUCAUCGGAAACUUUAAGUCUCUCAACACUGUGCCUAACUCAACACGUAAUGGCUUUGAGGGAGUGAUCCAGCGAUCGCUGAGGCCGGCGUUUGAAGACAGAGUGUGUUUCAUAGCAACCGUGAGGUUAGCCAAACCUCAGUUUAUCAAGGAAAUGUGUACUGUGGAGGAGCCCAAUGAGGAAUUCACCUCCAGACACAGUUUAGAGUGGAAAUUCCUUUUCUUGGACCACAGGGCGCCUCCCAUCAUAGGUUACCUACCCUUUGAGGUUCUGGGUACUUCAGGGUACGACUACUAUCACGUGGAUGACCUGGAGACUCUGGCCAAGUGUCAUGAACACUUGAUGCAGUAUGGUAAGGGGAAGUCGUGCUAUUACCGUUUUUUGACUAAAGGUCAGCAAUGGAUCUGGCUUCAGACUCACUACUAUAUCACCUACCACCAGUGGAACUCAAGGCCGGAGUUCAUUGUCUGCACACACACUGUGGUCAGUUAUGCUGAAGUGAGGGCUGAACAGCGCAGGGAGCUGGGCAUUGAGGAAUCGCCUCCUGAGAUCUCAGCAGACAAGUCUCAGGACUCCGGCUCUGAGUCUCAGUUAAACACCUCUAGCCUGAAGGAGGCCCUAGAGCGAUUCGAUCACAGCCGCACACCCUCCGCCUCAUCGCGGAGCUCCCGCAAGUCCUCCUCACACACCGCCGUCUCGGACCCCACGUCCACACAGACAAAGCUGCAGACAGACCAUAGCACACCACCCCGCCAAUCAGUGUCAGCCAUUGAGAUGACAUCACAGCGGAGGUCCUCCAUUAGCAGUCAGUCGAUGAGUUCUCAGAACACAGGACAGACAAUGGCCACAUCUCUUGUGUCUCAGCCUCAGCAGCCUCAACCACUUCAGCCCACUGUGCAGCCAGUGAUUCAAUUUUCCACACAGAUGGAUGCGAUGCAGCAUCUUAAGGAGCAGCUGGAACAGCGAACACGCAUGAUUGAGGCCAACAUCCAGAGACAACAAGAGGAACUGCGGCAAAUCCAGGAGGAGCUGCAGAGGGUGCAAGGGCAGGGCUUACAGAUGUUCCUGCAGCCAGGAGGCGGUGGUCUGAACCUGGGCUCAGUACAGCUGACCCAGGGAUCGUCCGUGCAGCCAGGGAGCGCUCUGUCUAUGCAGGGGGCGGUGGUGCCGGCGGGGAGCCUGCAAAGCGGCCUGCAAUCCACACAUACAGGGACACAACACACUGUUACACAGCAUCCUCAGCAGGCACCGCCACAGCAACAGAACCUUCUCAGAGAUCAGAGCUCCACCCUAAAUCAGUCUCAGAGGUCAUCUCACACAUUGCAGUCUCCUCAGGGAGCACUUCCUGCAUCUUUGUACAAUACCAUGAUGAUCUCUCAGCCGGCGCAGGCCAAUGUUGUGCAGAUCUCCACAAGCCUGGCCCAGAACAGCAGCCCCAGCGGAGCAGCGGUUGCCACCUUCUCACAAGACCGGCAGAUACGGUUCCCUGCUGCCCCACAGCUCCUCACUAAGCUAGUAACCGGCCCAAUGGCAUGUGGUGCAGUCAUGGUGCCUACCACCAUGUUCAUGGGGCAGGUGGUGACUGCGUUUGCCCCGCAGCAGGGCCAGGCUCAAACAAUCAGCAUCACUCAGCAGCCGUCUGCACAGACGCCGGAGCAGCAGGCUCAGACGCAGUCACAGACAGCUACAGGAACAGCCCAACAGCAAGGACAGGCCCAGGCUCAGCUCACCCAGCAGCAAACACAAUUCCUACAGGCCCCUCGGCUUUUACAUGGCAACCAGUCUGCCCAGCUGAUCCUUCAGGCAGCGUUUCCUCUGCAGCAGCAAGGCACCUUUGCAACUGCAACACAACAACAGCAGCAACUGCAACAGCAGCAACAACAGCUGCAGCAGCAGCAUCAACAACAACAGCAACAGCUGCAACAACAGCAUCAACAACAGCAGCAGCAGUUGCAGCAACAACAACAGCAGCAGCUACAGCAGCAACAACAGCAACAGCAGCAGCUACAGCAGCAAUUGGCAGCUCAUCGCUCAGACAGCAUGACGGACCGGUCCAAUGCACCACCUCAGUAGCUGACCACACAUCAGAGAGACACAACCAAAUCUCCAUUGAGCAGUCUUGCAAGCUAGGAGGCUUCUGAGGGGAAUGUUUGAAGCUAAAAAAUAGCAGUAUUUGUACUGUACCCUCUCAGAUAUCCUUCCACUGCUUAUAGGUGAAGGGCCAGACCUAAUCGGGUGUCGUUUUUCACCCCAUGCCCUCUUCGACCUAUAGGUAGUUGAUCAACGGCUGCUUGCACUGAAUUCUGGGAGAGGUCCGACCACGAACGCCGAACUUUCUGCUGGCUGGCAAGGGAUUUUUCCGCAAGCUGUCACCAUCACAUCCCCUUUGUCUCGUAUGCCCAGUGUGUGCCGUCAUCCCUCUUUCACAGGUUUAAUUUAUGCAGAUUGAGUGCUUCAAGACUUCAAAGAAGUCCCACAGGACAAACAGCGCUUCUCUUUCUUUCUGCCUCUCUUUCUCUUCAUCUUUCCUCCUCAUUUUACUUGUCGAAGUAAUUAUGGGUCAGAAAAUAUUUUUAAGAAUGUCGUGUGGAUUCCACUUUUAUUGUACAGUUCACCUGUAAAAUAAUGUGUAAAUAUAUGGACAAAAGGAAAGAGAAACUAAUAUUUUAUAUGAUGCAUGAGAUGAAAAGCGUAGUCUGUUAUUUGUAGCUUUGAAUAUACUUUUUUUUCUAAUAUUCAAAGGAAAAAAAGCAAAACUUAAUACACAUAAUGGCUGAUCUCUUCACAGACUUCCUUUUUCCAGUGGGAUAGGGGUGAGUGUGUGUGUAUGUGCUUGCGCACGUGUUCGUAUGUAUGUGUGUCUGCCAAGCAGGCGAUGCUGGAUCCACAGAUUGUGUCACAGUUGGUUUAAAAACGGCCUUCAUAUUUUAGUAAAACUGUUAAAGGAACAGGCAAUCUUUAGAUGUUUUGCAUCUUAUGCAGUGACACCUUAGUAAUUUCAAAAAAAUAUAGAUAUGAAUAUUUUAGAGAGAUGUUUUACAUUUGUAAAUACUUUAAAAAGAAGGCUUCAGAUUUAGUAUAUCUUGCAGUUAGGCAAAAAUAUAGAAAUGGUGCUCUGCUAAACUGGAACUGAUGCUUAAAUAAGCAGGGUUAUGAUGAGGAAAAAUAUAUUCAUCUUAAACAAUACAGGUAAAUUAGCUUAAGGCUAAGCCAUAGCUUCCUUUAGUUUUACAUGGUUGUUUACACUGUUAUACAGUGUUUUCGGUAUGGUUCAUUAAGUAGGUUUGAAUAACCAGAAAUAUAAACAACCAAACCUGUUAAUCAUUUAGAGAUUAUCACAUAUUUGCACAGCUUUAAUGCAGGAGUACUUUCACUUGCCUUUCUCGGGUUUCCGCUCAUCGUCAAACGAUGACAUUUCAGUGAUAGCGACUUGACUUUGCGAACUUCUUCCACUCUCAUAGACACUCUUGAAAAGCAGGAAUGUAUAGGUUCACUAGUACCUCUGUAACGCUGACAAAGUCACUAGCAACUUCUAGCUCUUAGCCCAACGCACAGAACACAAGCCUAGUGUUGACAAUCUGAUUCUGUUUAUUGGCCCCUGUAGUAUUACAGUUAAAAUAUGCCAGAUUAUAGUAGAUUAAUUUGAUAUUUAAACGGAUUAACUGCGCCUUCAGGAUUUUGAGAUUUAUAUUUAUGCUUGUUUGACAAGACAGUCCUUGCUAGAAUUGCAGUUUCCUCAAAGUUGCUCGAUCAGACAUUGUUAGCAGUUAGCCUUCAUGAAUGUUCAAAAGUAAUAGUUAUGUUUUCCUGCAUUUAAAGGGGUCAACAUAAAUUAAAAUCAUAUAAAUAAAUAAUUAUCGCACACACACACAAUUUAUUUAUAUGCUUUUUAUUUUUUAAGAUACCUUAAACAUUAAAAUGUUUUUUGGUCUAACUUUAUAUCAUCUUUAACUACUAUUUAAAUAAAUAAUUUGAUACAAUGCACUUAUUUGUGCAAGUACAUAGUAGUUAAAUGCAUCUAAUAUAAAGUGUGGCCAUUUUAUAUUAUAAAAGCUGAGAGUAGCAGUUUUAACAGUUUUGUAUUUGAUGUAUUGGUCUUGUGAGACAAGACUGUGUUAUUGUUUUAAUUAUUAUUCUAAUCGUCACAUUUUAGUGCACUAAUGAGCAAUAUUGCCUUUUCAGGUCACUACAAAUAGUCAUUUCAAUAUUUUCAAUAUCAGACCUCACCAUAUAUGAAAGUGCCAGUCUGAAUGUUCGGUUUGUGCGGGAUGUUGAAGCCUCCCACCUGGAGUGCUGGUCCAAUCGCAGUUCAUGUUGCAGUAAUCCACCCAAUAGCAGAAUAACCCAAGUGGUCUAUGAUAAUGCAGUAUAUAUUCUAAAUCAUACUUUUGUUCGUUACCCUUCGAGUCGCACCUAUAGUAUAUGACGGUCAUUAAUGUGUUGGUUAUGGUUUCUGUGGUCAUGUAGAAGUAAUGGUGGGCUGUACAUUUCAGUGCCACAGACAUUGUGACCGAACAGCAUGGCUAGAAUGAGCAAGGCGAGAUUAUUGAUUGAAUGUAACUGUCACUUAGCUUUAUAGUAACUUUUAAAGAGGAAUAUAUUGAAAAAAUAGAUGUUCUUAUUUUUCUACAGCAAGAUCAGAACAGAGAAUUUAUGCAGAUAGGCUAUAGAUGAUGUAUAAAACAACUGUUAUAAACCUUUUGCUAGGAAAGGAACAGAAUAUCAAGCUUACUCCACAUUGUAACCUCAAAUGAAGGAUUUAAACAAACUGUGACACACUGGAGGACCAGUUGAACUUUCUCCCCACAAUGCAGUUGGAUUCAGGAAGUGGUUAUUUUAAGGUCUUUGUCUGAGUAAGAGAGGUCAUUGAUUUAUGCUACAGACUCCUACUUAUGUUUUGGAGUAUUUGAAGGUAAUUCAUUUAAAAAUAAGAAAAGAAAAAAAGUCUUGCUUAAAAAGUAAGACGACCAGUCUGGGUCACAAAUGGCGUUCUGAUGCAUAGUGCAUCCUCUCGCACUGGCAUCAGAUGUCAGUUGUUGACAUAUGCGAUGAUGUUUUGGAGUACAAGGGGUUGUUUUUCUGUUUUCUGCACUGAUUUGUAUUAUGUCAGCCCUAAGGUAACAGAGAAAUACUACGGCUUCCUCAGGUUGGUUCAGAAUAAUCAAACCGACAUCAAUCUUCCCUUCCCCCCUUCUUUCUCUUCCUCAUUUAAUCUUGUGAUAGUGACCUAUUCAAUAACACACAUUCUUCUGCAUUUACCAUGAAGAACCACACACACAAAAAAAAAAAAAAACGAAAAAAAAAAAAACAGGAUCUGUCAUAAUGGUUGCCCUCUAUGUACCUCUGGAUUGUCUGUGGUGCUCAAUACAACUUCAUGUCAGCUGGCGUUUAGUAAUUAACCCAAAGAGCUGUGAGGAAAGAUGAGAGAACAUGCCGAAAUCCUGUUAAAUUUGCUUUUGAAACAUUAAAAAAGCGCCCAGUGGAAAAGGAGGUGGUGAACCAUGUUAAAUGUUCUGUAGUUCUGAUGUACGCACUAGAAGUUCUGAAUGUCUAUCAGUGUUCUCUUGCUAUCAUUUAAUCUUUGUACGUGUGAUGUUCUUUGCAGAGCACUCGUGUUUGGCUCAUGAAAUUUAUCUGGUCAGUACAUGUUAAUACAGAGGAAAUAUAACAAAUUAUUUAAAUAUACCUAUAAAUAGGUUUAAACUUUCACCGUUUGUUAGAUUUCUCAAAUUUCAGAGCUCCAUCAGGGGGCACCAGAGCAUAGCUCUGUUUUCCUAAACUCAUUUUUUAGAAAAAAAAAAAAGAAAUCCGUAAUAUCAGAAAACAGUGUGCUGUACUGGGUUCAUUUUGUGAGCCAGGCCAUUCUUACAUUUAACAAAGAAAUAAUGGAACCUUUUUAAACAAACAGUGCCGUUUACUCCCCUUAUUCAAUUUUGAAAAUAAAAUUAUUUAAAAAAAAAAAAAAAAAAAUGCAUUGUAUUGACUGUUUUUAUUAUUUUCUUUUCGGCCUGAUAGUUUUUCCUCUAAGUUUCUUAAGGAUUAGGGGCUUUUUCUGUGAAUCUUUUUUGCAGGUUACAUCAAUACCCCAGUAGGUGGCGACAAGUGAUUCUUUUGUCAAUGAAUCAUCAACUCAACCGAUUCGUUUAAAAACCUUAUUGAUUCUUUCCGGAAUCUGGAUACUAUUGACUGUUCCUCGGAGACAGCGGUUGAUGCUUCUUUGGCUUCGUUUGAAAUCAUUUUUAUGUUGGGACAACAGACCAAGUAGCUAACAACGUAUUUAAAAUGUAAGUUACUCAAUAUUAACUCCUUGUUUGCUGAACUCUUGUAUAUAAGCAAUAAUCACAUCCGCAAUAGUAAUUACGGUGUUACGGUUUAACUGGUUACCGUGUUAUCUGGUACUUGAAAAUGCACAUUCUGAUGCACGAAAAACAAAAAGCAAAUAAACAAAAACACACGGGGCCAUAUUAUUAAUUAAGCCCUAUAUAUAAUAUUAUUAAUCAACUGAAUUUAUAAAGUAGGCUAAUGUGUUCAAUAAUGUUUGAGGGAGCAGCAUUUUGACAAGAAAAUGCCAGUCAAUUUAAGAUUGUCAGCUUGUCAGCGUAACGCACAAGUUAACACGAGCCCAGCCCAUUCUCAUAAUGUAACAGAAAAAUUGUGAAAGCUUUGGAUAACAACCAACUAUCUCAAACAAAUCACAAGAUAGCCCAAUUAAUUAACCCGCCACAACGGUGAUUGAUAACGCUCUUUUUGAACGAGUUCGAAUCCCGAAACGACCAGUCUUUGAAAACUUUUUUUUUUUAUUUAAACGUAGUUUAGCCGUUACAAGUUAUGAAAUCACUUAUUUUUACUUUUACAAUGAUACCAACAUCACGUAUGUGAGAACGUUUAAUUGUAAUGGGCAUGUUUGCAGAAUUGACGAAUCUGCCGCGGAUCGUUUCACAGCUGGAAUUAAGCGCAAGAAGUCACCAGAUAACACGGUAACCAGUUAAACCGUAACACCGGCCUCGAGCCUACCUCCGAAUCACAAUGGUCCAGCUGAGUUCAGUUUAUGAUGCUGAAGGGACAAUUUUGCUAAAUUGUGGGUACCACUUAUGAAUCUACUAUAUAACUUACAUGUUUUGUACACACUUGUAAACGUUCCCGAAAGUUCCGCCGUUACACCGCAGUAAUUCCCUCAUUUACACCUUAACUAGGCCUAUACAACGUAAACACCCCGAUAUGUAGGCUAUAAAUAAUAAUGAUAAUAAUAAAACAACCAAACAAUUACACUCAAAAUGAACCUAAAAUGCAAAAUAAGCCCAAUUAGGGAUAGUAAAGAUCAGUGGCGUAACUUUGUUUUAAAAAGUGGGUGGGACAUGAGUGUGUGUGAUCGCUGUGUUUCAGUUCAAGCGACACAUGAACCGAUCAUCUCUUCCUACUAGUAAUAAACAUGAAUUAACAUCAGUACACACCGUUUUUUAAGUUCACCGACCCCUCCCUCAUUAAAACCAGCGUUCAGUGAUAAAGCGCUCUUCUGUGUGGAGUGUGCAGGAGCGCCAAGAGAGCACAGUUGCAUGCCACUGAUAACAGUGGCAACAUCAAUGAACUCUCAGCAUGAUUUCAAAAACAACACAUUCCAGCACCAGAUCACCUCUUAUUUAACAAACGAAUGAAAUGAAUGCUUUGCUAUUCAACUGGAGAUGUUUCAUGUGUAUUAGGUACAUCCAUGCCGCAAGAUGUUUCAAAAAGUGGUAGGGACAAUAUCGACCCUGGUGAAAAGUGGUGGGGACCUGUCCCACCUGUCCCACCCGCUAAUUACGCCUAUGGUAAAGAUCCAUUUCCAAAAGCACAAACAUGAAAUAAUAUUUAAAAAAUUGUAAUUACUGUAUAGGCUACAGUGUAUUUCAUAGUUUGUGAAGAAAAUAUUAAAUACAAUUAGAAUAUAUAUAUAUAUAUAUAUAUAUUUAAAAAAAGUUAAAUACACUUAUCUAUCAUAUAUAUAUUGAUGUACUGAUUUUUGUUUUAUUUUUGUAAUGUGUUUUUUUUUUUUUUAAGUCAUUUUAUUGUACAAUUGUAUUGCGGUUUGUUACACUAUAUUGCCAAAAGUAUUGGGACACCCCUCCAAAUCAUUGAAUUCAGGUGUUCCAAUCACUUCCAUGGCCACAGGUGUAUAAAAUCAAGCACCUAGGCAUGCAGACUGCUUCUACAAACAUUUGUGAAACAAUGGGUCGCUCUCAGGAGCUCAGUGAAUUCAAGCGUGGUACCAUGAUAGGUUGCCACCUGUGCAAUAAGUCCAUUCGUGAAAUUUCCUCACUACUAAGUAUUCCAUGGUCAACUGUUAGUGGUAUCAUAAAGUCGAAGCAAUUGGGAACAACAGCAACUCAGCCACGAAGUGGUAGGCCACGUAAAAUCACAGAGCGGGUCAGCGCAUGCUGAGGCGCACAGUGCGCAGAGGUCGCCAACUUUCUGCAGAGUCAAUAGCUACAGACCUCCAAACUUCAUGUGACCUUCAGAUUAGCUCAAGAACAAUGCGUAGAGAGCUUCAUGGAAUGGGUUUCCAUGGCCGAGCAGCUGCAUCCAAGCCUUACAUCAUCAAGUGCAAUGCAAAGCGUUGGAUGCAGUGCUGUAAAGCACACCGCCACUGGACUCUAGAGCAGUGGAGAUGUGUUAUCUGGAAUGACGAAUCACACUUCUUUGUCUGGCGAUGGACGAGUCUGGGUUUGGCGGUUGCCAGGAGAACGGUACUUGCCUGACUGCAUUGUGCCAAGUGUAAAGUUUGGUGGAGGGGGGAUUAUGGUGUGGGGUUGUUUUUCAGGGGUUGGGCUUGGCCCCUUAGUUCCAGUGAAAGGAACUUUUAAUGCUUCAGCAUAUUUCAUGAAGACAUGGAUGAGCUUGACUGUGGAGGUGUAGAGGAACUUGACUGGCCUGCACAGAGUCCUGACCUCAACCCGAUAGAACACCUUUGGGAUAAAUUAGAGCGGAGACUGAGAAGCAGGCCUUCUCGCCAACAUCAGUGCCUGACCUCAUAGAUGCGCUUCUAGAAGAAUGGUCAAAAAUUCCCAUAAACACACUCCUAAACCUUGUGGAAAGAGUUGAGGCUGUUAUAGCUGCAAAGGGUGGGCCAACUCCAUAUUAAACCCUACGGAUUAAGAAUGGGAUGUCAUUAAAGUUCAUGUGCACGUAAAGGCAGGCGUCCCAAAACUUUUGGCAAUAUAGUGUAUUUGCAAUGGUUACUCUUUGCUAUUUUUCAUGUUUUUUUAUGGUGAAUUGUAUUAAAUAGUAAACCGCAAAUAUAAUUAUUAAUUAUAAUAAUAGUAUUUGAAACUCACAAUUAAAAAACAAAAACAUACAAAAAUGUAUUGUCCUGUUUUUUUUUUUUUUUUUUUUUUAAAUAAUAGACAAUAACAAGUGAGAUUUUAAGGAUAUUUUGACCACUGACUGAAUUGUGAAUAUCAAACUGAACUUUGUGGAAACAUAGCACAAGCACACUUUUCAGUCAAAACAUUUACAUUUUUUAGCUUUCAGCAUAUGAAGCAAUAGGUUGUCUUAUUUUGAACAAUAUAGCCCAAAUCAUGUUGUAUUUGUCAAAUAUUGUGGAACAUGUUCAUAUGUUUAUGUGAUGGAACUACAGUGGUGCUAGGACACUUGUGUGAAGUUGAUGGCCACAAAAAGUGACUUUCCAGUUGGUUAAAAGGGGGCUCAAAAAAGCAAAUUUAGUUCAGGGAAAAGCUUGCCACAUGGUUUGAUAUUUUGCAUCUAAUGCAAAGAAAUUCAUACAAUUGUACAUACGACUUAAGUGUCAAAAAACAAUUUGAGACCACAUUUGUUAACAUCUCAGGAAAAUGUGCUUCAUAACCUUGUAGGUUUUUACAUCUGCUCCUUGGUUUAAAUUGUUCAUAGUUUAAAACAAACAACAACAACAACAAAAAAACAUCUGAAAGACUGAGACUGACCUUUUUAUUCAAUAUUUACAGGAAUAACAUUUUUGUAGUUCCUCUAAAGUUCAUCACACUUUUUAACCCCUGUCAAAUAUUGACAAAGUCACCCUGAAAAUGUUACAAAAAAAAAAAAAAAAAAGAACCCCCA
Molecule: messenger RNA, 11595 nt
Organism: Ctenopharyngodon idella (grass carp)
Lineage: Eukaryota; Metazoa; Chordata; Actinopteri; Cypriniformes; Xenocyprididae
Gene: clocka
Product: clock circadian regulator a
Exons: 24
Coding region: 916-3603 (895 amino acids)
Biological process (GO): circadian regulation of gene expression; regulation of transcription by RNA polymerase II
Cellular component (GO): nucleus; CLOCK-BMAL transcription complex; cytoplasm
Molecular function (GO): protein dimerization activity; DNA-binding transcription factor activity, RNA polymerase II-specific; E-box binding
Source: RefSeq, a predicted model, not a curated record